Molecule: messenger RNA, 2411 nt
Organism: Chanos chanos (milkfish)
Lineage: Eukaryota; Metazoa; Chordata; Actinopteri; Gonorynchiformes; Chanidae
Product: phosphoribosyl pyrophosphate synthase-associated protein 1
Exons: 10
Coding region: 194-1264 (356 amino acids)
Biological process (GO): purine nucleotide biosynthetic process; 5-phosphoribose 1-diphosphate biosynthetic process
Cellular component (GO): cytoplasm; ribose phosphate diphosphokinase complex
Molecular function (GO): magnesium ion binding; ATP binding; ribose phosphate diphosphokinase activity
Source: RefSeq, a predicted model, not a curated record
ACAGACUGUUGAGACAUUGGUUGACGUGGCUGAAAUUAGGGGACUUCAUCAUUUAAAAUUGACAUUGAAAUAUGCCUUGUUCUGCGAAUUCCAUUUAGUCAUUAGUAAACCUCUUUCGUUUGCUAGCACGGUUAUAUAGGCAAACAACGUUUAAAAAAUAGCUAGCUGGCUAGCUAUUUGAUUUGGCCUCAUAAUGAAUGUUCCAAAAAGUGGUUAUCGUGUCUUCUCCGCCAACUCUACCGCAGCGUGUACAGAACUGGCCAAGAAGAUCACAGAGCGACUUGGAGUUGAACUAGGGAAGUCUGUUGUUUACCAGGAGUCAAACCGAGAGACCAGAGUCGAUGUGAAGGAGAGUGUGAGAGGUCAAACAAUCUUCAUCAUCCAGACGAUACCCAGAGAUGUAAACACUGCCAUUAUGGAGCUGCUGAUCAUGGCUUAUGCCCUGAAAACCUCCUGUGCAAAGAACAUCAUAGGCGUCAUCCCUUACUUCCCUUACAGCAAACAGUGUAAGAUGAGGAAAAGAGGCUCCAUAGUCUGCAAACUGCUGGCUUCUAUGCUGGCUAAAGCAGGUUUGACCCACAUCAUUACUAUGGACCUCCACCAGAAAGAGGUCCAGGGCUUCUUCAGUUUCCCAGUGGACAAUCUUCGUGCAUCCCCAUUCCUUCUCCAGUACAUCCAGGAGGAGAUUCCAGAUUACAGAAAUGCUAUCAUUGUUGCAAAGUCACCCUCUGCGGCCAAAAGGGCUCAGUCGUUUGCAGAGCGUCUGCGUUUGGGUCUGGCGGUUAUGCACGGAGAGGCCCAGUGCUCUGAGUCAGAUAUGGCAGACGGGCGGCAUUCCCCUCCCUGUGUCCGUAACGCUACGGGACACCCAGGGCUGGAACUACCAUUGAUGAUGGCCAAGGAGAAACCACCCAUAACAGUGGUGGGAGAUGUGGGAGGGAGAAUAGCCAUUAUUGUUGAUGACAUUAUCGAUGAUGUUGAGGGCUUUGUGGCAGCAGCUGAAAUCCUGAAGGAGAGAGGAGCCUAUAAGAUUUACAUCAUGGCCACUCAUGGCCUGCUUUCAGCCGACGCCCCACGACUCAUCGAGGAGUCCGCUAUUGACGAGGUUGUGGUGACUAACACUGUUCCUCACGAGGUGCAGAAGCUCCAGUGUCCGAAGAUCAAGACGGUGGAUGUUAGUAUGAUCCUGGCCGAGGCCAUCCGUCGAAUCCAUAACGGGGAAUCCAUGGCUUAUCUGUUCCGCAACAUCACUGUAGAUGACUAAUCCAUGCUGACGUUUAAGAUGGGGUGGCGGCGACACGUCCAAAGAAUUCCAUGAUCUCCCCUACCCCUCAUUCUGUAAAAAGUGCCAAGCACUCCUCAAAAACGCCGUCACGCGCGCCUGUUUUAACUCCACCGUUACCGCUCUGAACACGCCUCCCCAUUCAACAGCCAACGCAGCUUAAAAUUUGAUCGAGUCCUGCAUGAGAAAACUAACUCACUUGGUAAGGGCAAAGACAAACAAAUAAAAAAAAAAAGAAACGAAGUUUUAAAUCUUUCACAGACAUGCCCCAGAGCUGCUCGGCGGUGUGUUGUUAGGCUUAUGUAUUCCUCAUGCAAAGAGGGGCAGUGGUGCAGUUAGCAGUAGUGACAGUGAUGUACAAGACGCACAGUUAUUAGAUGUCAUGUGCUUCAUUUUCACUUCCAUACAGCCCCUUUCAACACUAAUUUUUAUUGUGCUGUGUCAUAACUGAAUCCUCUACAUAUAAAAAGAUUGUCAUGGACUGCAUGAUAGAUUUAUUGAAGGGUAUCUGUUAUUCUUGACCAAAAUUACCUUUCGCCAACUUUUUGUCCAAUAUUUGAAACAUGUUCCGUCCACACUUCAGACGGUAUCCCCCUAAAUCUCUUUGCCGCAUAAACAUUGUGAAAUCUCAAUCAUUCCACUAGAUAAUUAUACACAUACUCUAAUUGGUUUGGGAAACAACAGAACACCAGAUGGACUUUGCGUUUACUAAACAGUGUGUGUGGGUGUACGUGCGUGUGCCGUCCAUGUCAGUGUAGUCUUGUCUUCAGUGUAAAAAGGUGGAUGGUCAACAGAUCUUUAGUUUAGCCUCAUGUAUUCCCAUUCGUGGAAGAUUAUAGUAACUUUGUAAGGAAAAGUCAAUGAGGUAGGCUCUGUGGUAUGAUGGUCAAACAUGGUGAAAUUUAACAGACCUUUGGACUUAAAUUACCUCUGUUUAACAUACACAAAUAUUGUAGGCUGACCUUCAGGCCAGAUGUGCUUCUCUUUUGUUGACAGGAUGUUUUAUUUAUAAUAAGCCAUAUGCGUGCCCACGCUCUUGCAAGGAUUUUAUUUACAGUUGUGCGUAUAGCUUUAGUACUAAGUUCCUAUUCACCACGCCUAACCCGAAAACUGACUACUUAAAAAAAAA